AUGGCUUCGACGUCGAUGAUGGUCCACCUCGACCGGUGGGUUUCAACCCAGGCGCCACUCAAUGAAGAGGAGAAAGCGAGCGUCAACUUACUGUCCGACUUCAUCGCGUCGCCCGCCCACGCAUCGACGUCCACUUCAGCACCACUACCGAGGGAAGAGGCGCGAGCUGGCGUGGCAAAGGACGAUGUUGCAUCGGGCAGUGGUACAUUCGAGCCCUCGAGAGCGGACACGGCCUCCUCUGCGGCAGUUUCAGACCCCCUUCUGCCCGUGGCUCCGCUAUCAGAUGCACCCUCGUAUUUGAGUUGGUUUGCAAAGCAGCAGGCUCUCAUCACUUCGUCGACUGAAUCGGCCCACGUCAAGCAGCUCCAGGCGAUGACGAGGGCCGCCGAUGAGGCAGAUGCGCUCCUUGACCAGCUCGAAGCCGCCCGUAUCCACAUUGCAGAGCUCAGGGCUGGCGCAAAAUAUGUACAAGAAGGCAGCGAAGGCCUGCGAGAGGAGGCCGAGACGAUGGUCGAGCGCAUCGAUCAUCUCUCUCAGCUGGCUGAGGCUUUGGCUGUGCGGCUGUCCUACUUCGCCAUCUUGCCCGCCAGCACAUCCUUCUUGUCGUCGCCCUCACUAUCACUCGCAUUGUCGCCCGACUUUCUCUUCACCCUCGAUCGCCUCGACGUUGCCCUGGCCUUUGUACGCGCCCAUCCCCACUACCGAGACGCUGCGCUGUACAAGAUGCGCUUUGAGCACUGCGUUGUCCGCGCGGGCACAUUGAUACGCAUGUAUGCCGUGGGGAGGUGGAAGGACCUGGCGUACGAGGUGUCAAAUAAGCUCAAAGAGUGGGACAAAGCUCGGCAUUCGAAAGGCAAGGAGAAGGAACGCAGUGGUGACGACGACCGCGUUCUGAUGUUGUUUGCAGAACCUAUCAUCUACUCGCUUCUCUGGGACCGAUACGAAGAAGAGUUUCCGCAGCUUCGACCUCUGCUCUUUGAGCUCGAGAAGCGUUCGGCGCCAGACGGAGCGCCCGCUUCGACGGACCUGACAUCGUCACCAGACGCUGCUGUGCAGGGCAGUCAAGAUACAGGACCGAUGGACGAGAAGAGCCUUCUUGCCGACUAUUCGGCGACUGAGAGCAGAGAGGAGGAACAGGUGGACGAGGGGCCUCAAGGGAAAGAGGAAGAAGGGAUGGAGGCUUUCAAAUCGCCCGAGUUUGCUUCCCUUCUCUCCGAGUGUCGCACGGCCUACUUUGAUGGAAGGCGGUCUUUGCUGUUGGGCAUGGUAUCGGAUUGCGUCGCCCGUCUGGAAAUUGCUGUGCAAAGCCAAGGCGAUGCUGGCCCGUUAGCAAACCCAAUUUCCUCUUCGGCAUCUUCACCUCGGACGACUGCGACGGCGGCAUUUGUCAAACGGGGCCUCUCCUUUUGUCGAGCCCUGUGCGAAACUGAGAAAUCGCUCUACGCUCGCUUCUUUGCUCUCACGGGACACGGCUCGAGCAGCAAGGAUCUGCAGACCUACUUUGAGCAGCUCUGCUCGCCCUUUCACGACCGCAUACGUCCUCGAUUAUCGAAGGAGACUAGCCUGGCACCACUGGCCGAGCUAUCGUUGGCUCUUCUGGAAGGUGGCGAAGCCCUAGCUGCGCCCUCCGAUCCCGUCUUCACACCGAUUGCCUCGGUUUUGCUCAACGAUGUUCAGACACGCCUGAUUGCAAAAGCGCGCACCAUGGCCGUCGGCUCAGAGAUCGGCGCCUAUACGGCCAAGGACAGUGAUUUGGACUAUCCAGCAAAACUCAACGCGAAAGCACACAAAAGAGCCCAGAGCAGCAUCGGCGGUGCUGGGCUCUUGGAGGCUGCUGCCGCUGCCGAAGCUGGCGUCCCCGGCUUCCGUCGAUUCGACGCUGGCACGCCCGCUUCACGAUUGGGCGCCACAAGCGGUGUGCGCCUUUUUGCCUCGCCUCCUGGCCCCAUUGUGAUGACUUGGUACCCACCUUUGGCCCGGACGCUGUCCCUUCUCUCGAACCUCAACGAGGCCGUCACGACGGCGACUUUUGUCCAGAUCGCCACAGUCGUAAUCGAAGGCUGUCGAGGUUCCAUCGUUGCUGCAGCGGAGACGAUGCAGUCGGGCGGGUCGGGUGGAUCAUCGGGCGGGUUCGCGGGCGCCCGAAUUGGCGUGAGCGGUCGCAUGGAUCCACCGCUCUUUGCUCUUCGGCACCUCUUUCUCUUGGCAGAGAUGGCUGCUAGUGUUCAGCUCCGUGCCACGAGAGCGGGCGACACCUUGGCUGAUCGUCGGGCACAGGCGAUGGGCGUCGCCACGGCGGGCCUCGAAGCAUCGUCUGCCUCACGAGCCAUUGACUUUGCCAUGGUGGUUGAUGCGCUCAAUUCGCUGUGGACAAGCACGAGCUCGGUCGUCUUUGCGCCCAGAUCCUUUAUUGGCCUAGCCAGAGGGGGAGAGCCAAGUACGAAGAUGAAUGCGGCGACGGCGGCAGCAGUGGCAGACACGCCAAAAGACAAUGAAACGAAGGUCACAGAGAGCAGCGGUGACAAAGAAGAAACACAGCUGCAAAAGGACAUCCAGAGUGCUUCGAGCCAGUUCGUCGAUGUCGUCGCUCAAGGCGUCGUCUUGCCGCUGAGAGUCUACAUGGAUCAAUCUUCGAGGCGUGGGUCGAGAGCAAGCAUCAGCAAAGCGUCAGGUCAGCCUGCCCUAGCUUCCAUGUCGUCACCACCCGCACCGCAAGCACAGAUUGAUCCCGCGUCCCCACCAACACCGCUCAAGUCCCCGCCGAUGCCAUGCUCGGCGCCGAUUUCCACGUCACCGGCGUCAUCCAAGGUCGUCAACAGGGCAAGGGCGGCCCACCAGGCCUUUGAGACCUGUGCGCAGAACAACCUGAUGGAGGCAGUCGGUGCUCUCAAGCUAUAUCUAGAGGACGAGCGGGCGAUCAAGAGCCUUGCCGAGCCAGUGAUUAAUAAGAUUUUGGACGUCUACGCCGUCUUUGGCGAACAUGUUCGGGCUUCCUCUGGCGAUGCAGACCUAACGUGGCUCUUGGACAUGCAAACAACUCGGGUAAAGUUGACUGCCUUGCUCCUCGAGUCCUAA
This is a messenger RNA of Acaromyces ingoldii, 3075 nucleotides long. RefSeq lists its product as hypothetical. The record is from RefSeq and is a predicted model, not a curated record. Lineage: Eukaryota; Fungi; Basidiomycota; Exobasidiomycetes; Exobasidiales; Cryptobasidiaceae. The coding region runs from base 1 to 3075 and encodes 1024 amino acids. The transcript is spliced from 3 exons. Gene Ontology annotation, biological process: intra-Golgi vesicle-mediated transport; intracellular protein transport; Golgi organization. Gene Ontology annotation, cellular component: cis-Golgi network; membrane; COG complex.